This is a messenger RNA of Megalopta genalis, 2277 nucleotides long. It is a transcript of the gene Arp10, whose product is annotated as Actin-related protein 10. The record is from RefSeq and is a predicted model, not a curated record. NCBI's taxonomy places the organism in Eukaryota, Metazoa, Arthropoda, Insecta, Hymenoptera, Halictidae.
AUUCGAAAUAAAACAUUAAAAUUUAUUUUUUAAAAAAAGAAGCAUACUAUGGUAAAAUCAUAAUUACAUGAUGUACAUAUGUAGUACAUACCUAGUAUAUAUUUGCAUACCAUAUAGUAUGUGAGGUCUACGGUACUUACAUACUAUACUUUCUACUUGCCUACAUAGUUUUAAUGUUUUGUCAUAGUUGGUGCUGCAAAUUUUAUACAUGUGUUAUGUAUGUAACAUAAUACACAUAUCCACUAAUUUUUUAGCCUAUAUACCUAUAUAUAUAACUUCAGAUAAUUUCCCUAAAGCAAAGAUAAAAUUACCUACGUGACAUCAGAAUGAUCAAGAUGUAUAAGCUAUGCCAAUAUGAUAUGUAUAUGUACAUACAAUGAUACGUAAGUUUUAAUGUUAAAACAGGAUUCACUGCGAAUUGGAUGCGGAGUAAGAUGGUGGGGAUGUGCGCGCCAGCAUAGGGAGUAAGAAAAGUUUGCAGGAGUAGGUUCCAUUAUGUACUGUAUUACGGUCCAAAUCUAGAAAUGUAUUCUGUUAUUCAGAUCCAGAAUCUGGACUGGAGUCAAUUUGCUCUGUCUGUCAGCGAAUCGUCAACCAAUCAGAGCAAAGCAAUUUCUGUUCUCAUCCUUGACUGUGUAGCAAGCUGCGGCCCGAAACCGUGUAGGAGUUAGAGUUAGAAUUAUACAACUGUACACACUUCUAAUUAUAAUUAUAAUCGAUUGUAAAAAGAUCAAGUAGUAACUAAAAUAUCAAUAAAAGUAGUACUUGCUAUUGUCAUUGUUUUUCUAUACCUUUUCUUAUACGUGCGUUUAAUGAUCCACACAAUUUGCACAAAAUGAAAUAGAGUGUGAGAGAAUUUUUGUUUUUAUGGUACUAGGACGGGCCAGUCAGCUAGUAUAAUUGUCAAUGCGUUUAUAAUCCUAAAGUUUGCAAAAUAUAUUCGUGAAUCUCUUCAUUUUAGAAUUUCCUUGACAUAAAAAGGAAAAUUAGUGUUAAUUAAAAUGUUACGUCGCUAUGAACGUGUCUUACUUUUUUCGGAUAAACAAAUGGUCAUAUUUGAUAUUGGAAGCGCAUACACAAAAUACGGCUACGCAAACGAAGCUACACCACGCGGAAUGGUAAGGACUGAGACUAUUUGUUCAGAAACCAAACAGAUCAGGAAGAUUUAUGACUAUAGGGACACAGAGGAUUUGUAUCAGCUACUUGUAGAGUUUUUUCAUUGUUUAUUUUUCAGAUAUGUUGUGAUAACACCUAAGGAUGCCAGAAUCAUGAUAUUAGAAUCGUGUUUAACGCCAUCUCAAUUCAGAGAAACAUUGGCUAAAGUAUUGUUUAGGCAUUUUGAGAUUGGUUCUUUAACUUUUUUGUCUUCUCAUUUGGCAACAAUUAGUACUUUAGGCACCAAUACAGCUUUAGUAUUGGAUGUUGGAUACAAAGAAGCUACAUUGAUUCCAAUUUAUGAAGGUGUACCAAUCUUGAAAGCAUGGCAGGCACUUCCUUUAGCUGGCGAAGCUGUACAUAUGCAUUUGAUGAAAUGUUUAAAAGAAAUAUCACCCAAUGUGAAUAUAACAGAAAAACUUGUGGAAGAUAUAAAAGUUAGAACAUGCUUUGUUACUACAUUGGAAAGAUCCAUUAAAUUAGGAACCGAAGAUGCUCCUAAACCUCCUCCUAUGGUUGCAUACCAUGGAGUUAAAAAUAUUAUUAUACCUGGCGAAGUUAGAGAGAAAGCAUUUGAAAUAUUAUGGGAGAGAGAUAAUGAUAAUUUAAGCAUACCUACAAUGAUAUUAGAUGCUAUUCUUAAGUGUCCAAUAGAUACUAGGCGAACUUUGGCUGAAAAUAUAAUAUUAAUCGGAGGCACAACAAUGGCAAAAGGAUUCGUUAGCCGUCUUAAAUCAGAACUUCUAGCUUUAUUGAAAAGCAAUCUUUACUCUGAAAAGCUAAAAAUUCAAGUCUUCAAAUUUCAUACUGCUCCUAGUAAACCUAAUUGCACAGCAUGGUUGGGAGGUGCCAUUUUUGGAACCGUUGACCUGCGAUUGAGAUGUAUAACAAAAGAAAAUUUUUUGAAAUCGAACAGAGUGCCCGAUUGGACUAGUUUAGUGGAUAAUCAGAGACAGGAUCUUGCAGCUUGUGAAUUAUGAAUCACUACUUAAUGUGCUUGAGCGUCUUUAUAUGUACAUACUAAAAUGUAUAAACAAUUCUAUUUAUUUUCCACCUGUAUUUCUUAUCAAUAGGAAAUAUACUUAAAUGCAUUAAAUGAAAAGAGAAACGCCGCUUUGAAAA